This is a messenger RNA of Chara braunii, 2278 nucleotides long. NCBI's taxonomy places the organism in Eukaryota, Viridiplantae, Streptophyta, Charophyceae, Charales, Characeae. The record is from the annotation of a GenBank genome assembly.
AUCGCGCCUGAGGCUAGCACCAGUCAUGGCUCCGUCCCCAUCGUCCGGCAUACCUCCUACCUCCGUCUCCUUCCUCCUUCCGAUCUUCCUCCCUCUUCUCCUUCGGAAAGCGAGGAAAACAACGGCGAUCUAACCCUCUAUCCACUUUCUCCCUUCUCCUAUCCCUCGUACUCCUCUCCGACCUCGCCAUGAGUUUUAUCAUGGAGCGGGUUCUUGACUUACAGCUGCGGCAGCCACGUGGCAACAUCUCGGAAAUUCGGCAAGUUUGUCACCCUCGGAUCAAUACGGAUCUCUGCCGUCUGAUGCGAUUCUUCUGCGACGAAGGUAUCUGUGCCGCCGCCGCGUUUCGGAUAGAAGGAAACCCUCACGCGAUAAUAUUCGCAGAAGUUACUGUAGUUCAUCGGCGAGCGGGUCCCAGAACGAGCCACAUCACCAUAGCGGUGGGAUUCACCGGCGACCUCAGCUCGGUCAAUCCGCUGAGGCAUACCGCGAUCUUGGCCUCACUGCACAAGUGGACGGAGCAAGUGUCCAACGUAUGGCAGCACGUCCUCGCCCGGGAAGGGUAUAACAUCAUCUCGACCUCUGCAUCGGAUCUUGAUGGUAUUCGCCGAUCACCAAGCGAGCGGCCAAUUGUGAUUCCCAUCCUCUGGACGGGCACUGUCGAGCACCCCACGUGGAUCGAGAGUCCGGAGCUACUAAUCAUACAGGGUUGGAGGACUAACGCGGAAGGAGAUCUUAUCGGAUUCCUCUUUGGCUUGGUACAACCGGGUCGCCGUCAGUUGAUUGCACAGGAGCUCAUCGCACCGAUUGUGCAAUUGGCGGAUGACCUCUCGCCCGACAUCUACUUUCAGAGUGACAACAGUCCUGCUCCGUACAUUUUCGAGCGAUCCUUGGACCCGUACCUUCAGUGGACUUCGUGCUUGGAGGAGCCUAGGGACGAGGAUACGCUACCAUCGUGGCAGGAGUAUCUGAAGCCGUACGACAUCAUCCCUUACGCCUUCUACCUGAGGGCAGAAGAAGUGGUGGUCGACGACGAAGAAGACGACGACGAGGAUACAUUGGAGGAGGGAAGCCAUAGUGAACAUACCGCUCGUUCGUUAGAGGAGGAAGACGAGGAGGAGAAGAGAAUGGAGAAGGAGGACGAGGAGUGGAAAGAAAGAGAAAAGGUCGAGGAGGAGGAUAAAGAGGAGGAGGAGGAGGUGGAGGAGGAGGACAAGGCGAGGGUUGACGAGGUGGCGGAGGAGGAUGGGGAGGAGGAGCGCGACCUUUUUUUUUUUGUUUUUUCUGGUCACUUUCCUCCCUCUCCUCGUCCUCUUCUUCCUCCACCUCCGUGUCGUCGACCACCUCCUCGUCCUCCUCCCCCUCCUCCCCCUCCCCCUCCUCCCCCUCCUCCUCCUCUUUAUCCUCUUCCUCCUCUGACGAACGCACGGCUGCCACGUCAGCACGCGCGGCUUACAAAAGUCGCACGUGCUGACGUGGCAGCCGUGCAUUCGUCAGAGGAGGAGGAGGAUAAAGAGGACGAGGAGGAGGGGGAGGAGGACGAGGAGGUGGUCGACGACACGGAGGUGGAGGAAGAAGAGGACGAGGAGAGGGAGGAAGGCGGGGAGGAGGACUUCGAUAUGGCGGAGGAGGAGGAAGAAAACCACGAGGAGGUGGCGAGGAUCGAUGAGGAGGAGGAGGACGAGGAAGAGGAGGAGGAUGAGGUAGACGUGGAGGAGGAAGACGAGGAGGAAGAAGCAGAUGACGAGGAGGAGGAGGAGGUGGGGGAGGAGGUCGACGAGGUGGAGGAGGAAGAAGACGAGGAGGAGGAGAAGGUGGAGGAGGUCGACGAGGUGGAGGAGGAAGAAGACGAGGAGGAGGAGGAUGAGGAGGAGGUCGACGAGGUGGAGGAGGAAGAAGACGAGGAGGAGAAGGUGGAGGAGGUCGACGAGGUGGAGGAGGAGGGAGAAGAUGAGGAGGACGAGGUGGAGGCCCUGGAGGGGGAGUGGAACGGGGAGGAUAUGGCGGGUUACGAGUUAGAGGACGAGGAUGAAGAAGAAGAGGAGGAGGAGGAGGAGGAGGAGGAGGAGGAGGAGAAGGAGGGGGAGGAGGAGGACGCGACGUGGUUUCUCACCUGGGAGGCGAUGGAGACAACGACGACGGCAACGACGACGACGGCGACGGCUCCCCGGGCGGGUGACUGGUGGAGUCAUCGUACUCAAGAAGACUCGUUUUGAGUCUGUACAAGACUACAUGCUAUUGCCUUAUGGUAACAGGUCAGUAAAAUGGUAAACCAUGU